AUUCUGCAAAGCUCAGAAGAAUCUGCAUUCUCUUGGAUUUUAAAUGAAUAUAAAAUGAAAGUAGUUUAAAACUUAUCCUCCAAAAUGAAUAUUGAGAAGUCAGAUGAAAAAGCAAAGAAUGGCUUGAAGUCUUCAUUACUUAUAAGUGAUGAAAACGGGAAUAACUACGCAUGUGGAAAAGCUCCACUUUGCCCAAAAAGCUGUGCCACCAAGAUGCAGACAGACCAAAAUGUAGUGACAGAGCAUGACUAUGAUACCAAUGCUGAGGAUGAGUGUGACUUCAAAAGUAUUCCUUUUAAAAAGCAAUGUACUGAAGCACUUGAUCUGCAGAAAGCCCCUGGUGAGUCUAACUGCCCAGAAGCUUUACUGGGAGAUGCAGAUGCCCUGUGCAGAUCGUCAGCGGCUGACCAGACUUAUGUGUGUGCUUUGAACUGUGACCUGGACGAAACACAUUUGCUGAAAGAUAACCUUGCUAUGGCAAAAAUGCAAAAUCCAAGUGUUGAGCAGUUGGUGCCUUACAAUCAGACUGACUUUAACUGUAUGUUGCCUCUUGCUGCUUCAGAGCAAAAGGCACAACCUGUGACAGAAGAUGGGGUGCCCUGCCACGUGAGCACACUAGGUGCUACUGGUAUGGGGGGGACAUUGGGAACGGAUCAAAGAGAAGACGUGUGUCUGAGGAAAACACUAAUAUCUUCUGGCAGUGAAUAUCCAAAAGAGGAAUUUAAUGCAGUUGGUCCAGCAAAAAUGCCUUAUUUCUCCUCUCUGCUAGUGGCUUCGCAAAGCCCACAUACCCAUUCAGAGCUUGAGGUGCUUUGUCUUAGCCCUGCAGAUGUCAAACACUGUCCUGAAACCACUAAUUGUAUUGAAAAAGAACCACAGAAAAUGGAAAUACAGUCCACAAAACUAGCUGUUGGAUGUAUAGAUCCUCCCAGGAAGGACUUCUUAUCACCAUGCAUUAGUUCAUGUGAAGAUGAGCAAAAGAAAUGCCCAGAGCGUAUCCUUGAGCAUGACAAAAUGGGACAUUCCACUGCUGAAACACAGAGGAGUAGACCUGUAAGCAAGGUACACCCCCUCCCAGUAAAUACUAUUGAUGGAAAACAAGUAUCAAAGAAAACAAGUGAAUGUUUAACUAAAGAACAAAGUAUUCCUGGAAAUGCUGCUUUUGGUGAUAGCAACAGCAGGGCUUUCACGACUGAGGCACAACUCUGCAGUAAACCAAAACCACAGAGGACAGUUAAACCUCAACUAAAUUGUGACACAACUUUUGUGGUCUUCAGUCCUGUGGUUGGUGAAAGUAGUUCUGUGCUAUAUACUUCAACCCCUAAAGAGCAGUCAAAAAAUGCAACUUUUUUCACUUCAGCUGUGGAUGAGCUUGGAGACAAGCCUUCUAAACCGCUUUCCAGUGAAGUGCUUCUGGGAGAACGUGAUAGGAAGCCUUCACUUAAAACUAGCCCAGGUCAAAUAGCAGAAAAAGCAGUAGGCAGAUCUUCUAUUGUGCCAAAAAUAACCAAGGCAAAGAAAUCUGAGAUAGUUAGUUUUCCCAAACCUAAUUUCAAAAACGUUAAGCCAAAGGUUAUGUCCAGACCUGUGCUACCCUCAAGAGAAAGUGUGUCAUUAAAAGGAUCUCUGCAAUCCCCCCAACUCUCUACCGCCUCAUCGUGUUCACCAUUUGUUUCCCCGAGGCAAUUGUCCCCUUCCAUAAAAACGCUGAAAAAGAAAAUAGAUUUAGGAAAAGAUAAAGUGGAGCUGCCUGUGAAUAAGCCCCACAAGCUACAUCUUAGCAAACAUCUCUUUGCUAGCCAAGUUCUACAUGCCGCAACUCAUUCCAGAAACGCUUCCCACAAGGCUUCAAAGACACCUGCAUUAAAGCAGAAUCCGGAAGACCUUGGCAAAGCAAACUCUUCCAACUCGGCAUGCUCUCUGGUUUCUGCCGCACUGACGUGUGCAGAGAGCUCCAAAGGGGUGCUCCAUGAUAAAAUGGAAAGUUCAAGUGCUUUAAUGCAGCCAAGUGCUCAAAGCCUCUGUCAGACAGGAGCUGAAAAAGAGCAGCAUGACAACAUGGGAGUUCUGGAAGCAGAAGUACUAAAGGAUCGAGCAAACGAAACAUUUGACUUGCACUCUGUUCCUUUGACACCUUCUGCAAAAGCUGGGGCAGCAGAAGGGAAGAACACAUCAAAGAAAGGCCCCAUGGCACUGCAAAGCACACCGGCUUCCAAGGUGAAAAUGGUGUCACCUGCCUUGAAGAGAAGAAGUGAGAAUAAUAUCUGCACAGCGAAAGGACCUUCUCACAAAGCAGCUGUUUUAUCAAGCUCUGGUAUAGGAUCCUUUCCCAAAGAGAAGCCUGCCUCCAUGAGAAAUUCUGCGGCCUCUUGGGCUAGCUCUGGUAAACUGCUUCCUAAACCCAAAGUGCCUGUCAAAAGGUCAGUGCUGGAGAGAACCCACAGCGUCUCGUCGCUCAGCAGCACGCAGAGCGAGAGGAGUCGUCUCAGCAGUAACUCCACAAGUGCCACCAUCAUAAUCAAAAACGGAGAAUGGUCUUCAAAAACAACUUCUCAGAACAGUGCUUCUGGAUCUCUCCCUUUAAAAGCAUUACCAAGGCCAAGAAUACACUCCUUGAAAACAACUCCAAAAGGAGCCAAGACCAGGUCUGCUUCACUGAGCCAGUGCCUGCCAAAAUCAUCUGGGCCGUUGCACUCAGCAAGGAAAGUCAGUGAGACUAGAAGUACUCCUGGGAGAAAUGGACCCCGCAGUCUAUCUUCUUUUGGUUCUGUUGACAAGGGUAAGCAGCGGAGUCCUAAAAACUCAUGCAUACAGACACAGGCCUCCACAGAUGUGCAUUCACAUGGGACAAAAUCAGCCGAGUUGACACAAUAUAAAACAAAAUGCGAGAACCAAAGCGGAAUAAUCCUGCAGCUGAAGAAAUUCCUGUCCAGCAGUAACCAGAAGUUUGAAGCGUUAACGAUUGUGAUCCAGCACCUACAGUCCUUGAGGGAUGAAGCACUAAGGCAGCAUAAAGAGCUGUCUCAGGAACUGGUUAACCUUCGAGGAGAGCUGGUAACCACUUCAGCAGCUUGUGAGAAAUUGGAGAGAGACAGAAAUGAGCUGCAAGCUGCUUAUGAAGGAUUUGUGCAAAAGUUAAAUCAGCAGCACCACAAGGAUUUAGCCGAGCUGGAGGAGAGGCUUAAACAGUUUUACACUGCAGAAUGUGAGAAACUCCAAAGCAUCUGCAUUGAAGAAGCGGAGAAAUACAAAGCACAGCUCCAAGAGCAGGUGGACAACUUAAAUGUAACACAUGAAAACUUUAAGCUGGAACUUGAAAGCAGCCACUCAGAAAAAGUAGAGGAGCUGAAAAAGGAAUAUGAGUCUUCUUUUUCAGAGCUCAGGAAGGCCCACGAGGCUGAAAGGAAGUCGCUUCAGGAUUCCUUUAAGGAGAAGCAGGAAUUGCUGGAGAAAAAGAUUGAUGAAUUAAAAUGUGAAAAUUACUCUCUAAAUGAGAAGUUGAAAUCAGAAGAGCAAAAACAAUUAGCCAAAGAAAAAGCCACUCCUAAAAACCCGCAGAUUAUGUAUCUGGAGCAGGAACUGGAAAGUUUGAAAGCAGUUCUGGAGAUCAAGAAUGAGAAACUACAUCAGCAGGAUAUAAAGCUACUGAAGAUGGAAAAACUGGUGGAAAACAAUGCAAUCUUGGUGGAUAAACUGAAGAAGUUUCAGCAAGAAAAUGAAGAGUUAAAAGCUCGAAUGGACAAACACAUGGAACUUUCAAGGCAACUUUCUACUGAGCAAGCUGUGUUACAGGAGUCGCUGGAAAAGGAAUCAAAAGUCAACAAACGCCUGUCCAUGGAGAACGAGGAGCUCCUGUGGAAGUUGCACAACGGUGAUCUAUGCAGCCCGAGAAAACUGUCGCCCAGUUCCCCAUCUGUGCCUCUCCAGUCGCCACGAAACUCCGGGAACUUCUCUAGUCCUGCAGUAUCCCCAAGAUGACAUCUCUUGAGAUGAGGAGGCAACUGCAUUUCACUUAGAUCUGCAGAACUGAUCCUAACUGUAAUCACAGGACCGAGAGCUAUAUUAGCUGUACAGUGACUAAACAUAACUGGAACCUAUUUGGUGCAAGAACAGCGAUGAAAGACAGACUGUGGGAGUAAGACACUUGUGUUGCACCUCCCCCAAAAGACUCGACUAUGACCUCUAUGGACCUUGUUGCACAAAGCACUUACGGAGCAAGGAAAGUCUUGUUCAUUGCCUUUUCACCUAACUAUAAGAAAAAGCUCAGGGGCUUAGAGAUGAAGAUCACAACCUUUAUAAUAUGUUCCUUAUCACAGACACUUUUAUAAGGCUGUGUGUAUGCGUGUGUGCUGUGAAUGGAAUGGAUGUAACACACUGUGUGUGUGUCUAAUGCUGCCUUCUUUGCUGUGUACAUAAUAAAGGAUAAAAGCUGAAGACU
This is a messenger RNA of Tinamus guttatus (white-throated tinamou), 4438 nucleotides long. The record is from RefSeq and is a predicted model, not a curated record. NCBI's taxonomy places the organism in Eukaryota, Metazoa, Chordata, Aves, Tinamiformes, Tinamidae.